AUGAUAAUCAACAACUUCUCCCAAACUUUUUAUCUCGCAAGACGACCAGGACUGCCGUGGGCCCCUCUUCGAUCGAGAGCGAGAUCGGAGGCUGAUGACGAUCCGAGUCAAGAUGAGGAGGGCAGUGCCCAAGUCAGCGACGGUGGUACAUACUUGCAACGAGUGGGGGGGGGGGGGGGGGGGGGAGGGAACUCACGGUGGCUGAUGGUACACUACUGCCGACUUCCACCACCUACCGCCUCGGUGCUGCGUCGAUGCGCUAGUCGGUUUCGGCCCAGUGGUGGAGGAGCCAUGUGA
This is a messenger RNA of Microbotryum saponariae, 297 nucleotides long. NCBI's taxonomy places the organism in Eukaryota, Fungi, Basidiomycota, Microbotryomycetes, Microbotryales, Microbotryaceae. The record is from the annotation of a GenBank genome assembly.